AUGACAGUCAUUGAAGACAACGUUAGACCGACCCUGCUGCGGCCACCAGAGCACGAUGAGAGCAAGUCUCUGAUUGAGAAUGUAUUGGACGUCACAGAGAUCAAGGUUCUAGGCCCUGACAUCUUUACAAACACACAACCUCAAUGGCAUCCUCCUGGUGCUCGUGGUAUCUAUGGAGGUGCUGUCAUCGCACAGUGUCUUGCUGCCGCGCAAAAGACGGUCCCGGAGACGUUCCUAGUCCACUCAUGCCAUUGCUACUUCCUGCUCGCGGGCAACUCUGAGAUACCCAUUCUCUAUCAUGUUGAGCGUGUACGCGACGGACGCUCGUACUCAACACGCACGGUCCAAGCGCGGCAAAAGGGCGCGUGCAUCUUUACCACCACCAUCAGUUUCGUGCGUGAGACACCUCCUGAGAGGAAGCGACGGGAGGUCAGCCAUGCGGCGAGCCUGCCGAAGGAUGUGAGCCCGCCGUCAGAGGACUGGGAUGGCGAGCCUGAGUGGGCAAGGACUGGACCGUUUCAGAGCCACAGAAUCGAAGUAUUGGGCGCCCAGGACCCAAACUGCAAGCCACAGGACCGCAAGAGCAGGCAGUGGAUGCGCUCGAGACAAAAGAUCUCAGCUGGAGGUGGCCACCAAGCACAUCUCAACGCCUUGGCCUACAUGUCGGACAGCUACUUCAUCGGCACGGUCUCCCGCCUCCACGGACUAUGGCGCUUCCCGUUCUCGCCAGAAGAGGUACCCUCGCUGGAUGAGAAGACCCAAGAGCAGGUCAAGAGCCUGUGCGAGUUUGAGGGCAUGGGCAGUAACGUGGAGGACUGGAAGGGGCGGGCACAGGUGGGAAUGCUGGUGAGUCUGGAUCACAGCAUCUAUUUCCAUGAGCCACUGGCAGUCAAGGCGGAUGAGUGGAUGUUUACCGAGAUGGAGAGUCCGUGGGCGGGAGAUGGCAGGGGUGUUGUUACACAGAAGAUAUUUGGCAGGGAUGGGGCGUUGCUGGCGACAUGUUUCCAAGAGGGCGUUGUUCGGCUUAAGCAGGAUGGCGGAGAGAAGGGUGCGAAGCUGUAA
Messenger RNA from Fusarium mangiferae, 1062 nucleotides. RefSeq lists its product as uncharacterized. The coding region runs from base 1 to 1062 and encodes 353 amino acids. Gene Ontology annotation, cellular component: peroxisomal matrix. Gene Ontology annotation, biological process: acyl-CoA metabolic process; fatty acid catabolic process. The record is from RefSeq and is a predicted model, not a curated record. Gene Ontology annotation, molecular function: fatty acyl-CoA hydrolase activity. The transcript is spliced from 3 exons. Lineage: Eukaryota; Fungi; Ascomycota; Sordariomycetes; Hypocreales; Nectriaceae.